GCCCUAAUUCAAUUCACGGUGAAGUGAAAAAGAAAAAGUUUUUGAAACCACCCAAUUCGGAAGCGGGGUUGUCAAUCUCCCUUCUCAUUUUCAUUUUUUGGGGGUUCGAAAUACACAGAGUGUGUGUGAAAACAUGAGUCGGAGUUUAGGAAUUCCGGUGAAGCUGCUGCACGAGGCGUCGGGACACGUGGUGACCGUGGAGCUGAAGAGCGGUGAGCUGUAUCGGGGAAGUAUGAUCGAGUGCGAGGAUAACUGGAAUUGCCAGCUCGAAAACAUCACUUACACCGCUAAGGAUGGAAAGCUCUCGCAACUAGAGCAUGUUUUCAUCAGGGGCAGCAAAGUCAGGUUCAUGGUAAUCCCAGAUAUGCUCAAGAAUGCUCCCAUGUUUAAGCGUUUAGAAGCUAGGAUUAAGGGCAAGGGCUCGUCCCUUGGUGUUGGACGUGGGCGUGCGGUUGCAAUGCGAGCUAGGGCCCAAGCUACUGGUCGUGGCGGUGCUCCACCUGGUAGGGGGGCUGUGCCCCCUGUUCGGAGGUGAUCGUAUACAUCAAUUUGUGUUGCGGUUCUGUAUUUGUUCUAGUUAUCCAUGAGAAGAACUUUGCUUCGGUUUCUUACUUACUCGCGUAUGGCAAUGCUUUGCUGUCUGAAUUGAGAACUUGAAGUGACUUAAUAUGUACCUGGGAAGCAAACUGGUUUUGAAAUGGCUGUAGUUGCUGUCUUGUAGUAAUGUUUUCAAUAGGUGGAAUGUGCAGUUUAACCGACUUUUUUACAGACUUAAGUUUUGUUCCUGUCGGAUUUUGAUUUUUUCGUUUCCGUGUAUUGAACUUGAGUAAGUGCAGUAGUGGGAUGAACUUGUCUGUUUUGUCUAAA
Molecule: messenger RNA, 867 nt
Organism: Erythranthe guttata (spotted monkey flower)
Lineage: Eukaryota; Viridiplantae; Streptophyta; Magnoliopsida; Lamiales; Phrymaceae
Product: small nuclear ribonucleoprotein SmD3b
Biological process (GO): RNA processing; spliceosomal snRNP assembly
Cellular component (GO): spliceosomal complex
Molecular function (GO): RNA binding
Source: RefSeq, a predicted model, not a curated record